Tricharina praecox is the source of this 1268-nucleotide messenger RNA. Its product is annotated as zinc-finger of the MIZ type in Nse subunit-domain-containing protein. NCBI's taxonomy places the organism in Eukaryota, Fungi, Ascomycota, Pezizomycetes, Pezizales, Pyronemataceae. Gene Ontology annotation, molecular function: SUMO ligase activity; zinc ion binding. The record is from RefSeq and is a predicted model, not a curated record. The transcript has a single exon. Gene Ontology annotation, biological process: double-strand break repair via homologous recombination; protein sumoylation. Gene Ontology annotation, cellular component: nucleus; Smc5-Smc6 complex. Bases 117 to 1169 code for a protein of 350 amino acids.
GGUGCUCGUUACGCUCGGUGAUAUCUGCGCCGCCCCACCAUAACUAUCCCACCACCACCACCACCACCACUACCACUACUACCACCUUCACCACAACAGCCUCCCCCACCAUCACCAUGUCGCGUUAUACCUAUAGACGCUCCGAAUCCCCGCCCAGUCAAAGCCAAUCGCGGCUCCCCGCCUACGAACCGCCAAUCCUCCCGCUGCACCCUCGCGCCAUUCCACAGCUGACACAAGACUUCCUCGAGAACACGAAGAAAGACAGUGAGCUCCUCCGGCGGGCACGAGUGCUCCUCGCGUCGUCAGCCAGCGAUCUCGGACAGCGCAGCCUCUUCGCCGUCGGCGAGGAGAAGGAUUCGAUGGUGCAGCUCCUGGAGGGGCUCGACAGCAGUGCGAAGCGGCUCGUCGACUACCGCCGCAGCGUGACGGACUGCAAGGACGUGAUCGUGCAGAUUGUCGAGGAAGAGGAGAUACGGGCGCGAGAGGUGACGCCGCCGCCGGCGGGGGAGCUCACGGUUGUGCGCGUUGAGGAGGGCGUGUGGGGACGGUUCUCGGACGGGGUCAAGGCGCGCCGCGAGCGCUGGGAGGCCCUGUCUGAGUUCGAGAAGUACGCCAACCACAAGGACUACGAGCUGUUCCGGCGGACGUACUGGGACGCCCGCAACCCGGAUAUCCCCCCGCAGUCGGCGAGAGAGUGGUUCCGUGUCGGCGCCGCGGACGACGAGGACGAGGACGAGGACGAGGACGAUCUCCAGAUCGCGCGGCAAACCGAGAGCUACAAGUGUCCGCUCACGCAGCGGGAGUUUACGGAUCCUGUGCGCGCCCCGAAAUGUGGCCAUACGUUCGAGAAAGAUGCGAUCAUCCAGCUGCUAGGGAAUCAUGCGAAUAUGACUUGUCCCGCGAAUGGCUGCAGUCAGAACUUUGCCCGCAGGGACCUGGAGCCGAAUAAGUUCAUCAUGAUGAAGCUGGCGAGGCAUCGCGCGACUGAGGAGAGGCGGAAGCGCGAGAGGGAUAUUGCGAGGGAUAAUCGUGGUGCCGACGAAGAGGAAGAGGAGGAGGAGGAGGACGAACAGCCGACGCGUUCAAAAGUCAAGAAUGAGCGGGGCGGGGCGAGAAGGAAAAAGAGCAGGAGGGAGACCGUCGUAUCUGUGGAUGAUGAUGACGAGUAGGUCACUGGUUCGUCACUCAUUGUUGGGGCAUGGAGUACUUGGUUUGUCGCUUUCUGGGAUUUGCGGUUUUUCUCUUGUACCAUCAAAAUUACAGGUUGG